CUCAGUGGAGAGAUUCAGCUUAACCUGCGCGAGCGGCGCUGUGAUCUGCUGUCAGUCUCAAGCAUGGCCUCCUCAAGCACCGCAGUAGUGACACAAGGAAGAAGGCGAAGCUUCGAUUUAGAUCAUCCAAAUAUGUCCAUUAGAAGGAUGGUGCUGGUAGGAAAGACUGGAGCAGGUAAAAGCUCCUCUGGAAACACAAUCCUGGGCAGGAGAGUCUUCAGAGCCGCCAGUAGUGGUUCAUCUGUGACCAAAGAAUGCUGGAAAGAGACUGCAGAAGUGGCUAGAAGAGAAAUUACCCUGGUAGAUACUCCAGGUCUGUUUGACACAGACGUCUCAGAGGAGUAUCUGAAACAGGAGAUCAGUAAAUGUGUGAAUAUGACAGCACCUGGACCUCACGCCAUCAUCCUGGUCAUUCAGCUCGGUCCAUUCACAAAAGAGGAGAUGGUGUCUGUGGAAAAAUUGAGAGCCAUAUUCGGAGAAACCGCAGAUAAACACACAAUCAUCCUCUUCACCCAUGGUGAUGAACUGACCGGCACUAUUGAAGAAUACAUGAGUAAGGCUGGUGAGAACCUGAAAGAAAUCCUGAGGCGCUGUGGGGGACGAUAUCAUGUGUUCAAUAAUAAAGACAUGGAGGAUCGUAUUCAAGUUCUGGAGCUCCUGGAGAAAGUAGAUGGCAUGAUCGCUGCUACUGGAGGUGGAUUUUACACCAGUGAGUCUUACCAGGGUGUGGAGCUCAUGCUGAAAGCUAAAGAAGAGGAGCUGAAGCAACACUAUGAGAAGAAACUACAAGAAAAAGAGAGGGAACUAGAGUCCAGAUUUACUGAAGAAAAGGGGAGAUUACAGCAGAUGAUUGAAGCUCUAACAGCAUCAGAGCAGGAGAAAGAAGAAAAGAUACAAGAGCUAAAAAGAAUAAAUUGGAGGAACAUGUGUAAAAUGAUGGAGUACAAACGAUAUUAUGAAACCAAACUCAGAGAGGCCAGACAGGAGGCAGAACUGACUCAUAUAAACGACAGAAAAAUGAUGGAGAUCUUAAUCAAGCUACAAAGCCUCCAGAUGCAAUCAUAUAUUUUCUUGCUUUCAAUCGACGCCAGACAUUUCGACGCUCGGUCUGAUCCAAAAAAUUCAUGUGUAUUCCAGGUUAUUUUUUUCUGUGAGCACAUCUUGAAGAUGGAAAAAAUUAUUGAAGGUUUGAAUUUGGUGCUACUGGGGAAGACAGGAGCAGGAAAAAGUGCUGCAGGAAACACAAUACUGGGACGACCGGCUUUCAAAUCAGAGAAAAGUCCUAAAUCUGUCACACAAGAUGUUGAUUUUCAAUCUGGGACUGUCUGUGGGCUUCCAGUCACUGUUUAUGACACACCAGGAUUCUGUGACACCGAGCUGGACGAGCACAAGAUACAGCAGAAAUAUCAGAGUAUUUUACAGAAAUGCAAUUCAGAGCUUUCUGCGUUUUUCCUCGUCAUUAAAGCAGACAGAUUCACCGAAGAAGAGAGAAAAACUGUGGAGAAGAUUGAGAAGCUUUUGGGACAAAACCGCUUGGAAAAAACCUGGCUUCUCUUCACCAGAGGAGACGAACUGGAGGAUGAAAAGAAGACCAUAACAGAAUUCAUCAGUGAGACUGAAGCACUGAAGGAACUCGUUCAGAAAUAUGAUCAGAGAUACCAUGUGUUCAACAACAAGAAGAGAGGACCUACUAAACAAGUUCAAAUGCUGAUUACAAAAAUUCUCAAGACAUGUUUAAAUAAAACGGUAAAUGGAGCAAUGAAACUUAAGCAGACUGUAGUGAAGAGCCAAAAGCCAGAACACACUCCUGUCUCCAGUCUCUCAUCCAGACGGAUUGUUCUUCUGGGUAAAAGUGGUGUUGGGAAAAGUGCAGUUGGAAACACAAUACUGGGAAAGAAGAAGUUCAGAUCUGUGAGGAGAAUGAAAUCAGUAACCCGUGAAUCUUCAGAAGCACACUCCACUUCAGGCAGAUCUGUGUCUGUAGUCGAUACUCCUGGAUUCUUUGACACAGAGAUGGAACCUGAAGAGUUAUUGAUGGAGAUAGCGAGAAGUGUGUAUUUAUCCGGUCCUGGACCUCACGCUUUUCUCAUUGUUCUCAGAGUAGAUGAACGAUUCACUGAAGUUGAGAAGCAGAUUCCUCAGAUGAUUGAGAUGUUGUUUGGAGAGGAGGUCUUAAAAUACUCCAUCAUUCUCUUCACUCAUGGAGAUGCCUUAGAAGAAGAACCCAUAGAAGAAGUAAUUAAGGAGAGUGAUGAUUUAAGAGAUCUAGUUGAUCGGUGUGGAGGCAGAUAUCAUGUCUUCAAUAAUAAAAAAAUUAAUAACAGAGAGCAGGUGAAUAAUCUACUGCAGACGAUUGACACAAUGAUAGAGCAGAAUGAAGGAGGACACUACAGUAAUCAGAUGUAUGAAGAUGCUCACAGAUGCAGACAAGAGGAAGAACAGCAGAGAAUAAGAGAGGAAGAGGAGAGAAAACAACACGAGGAGAAACAAAGACAAGAGGAGAUUGAGAGAGUGAGAAAGGAGACAGAGGAGAAAACCAAAGCAGAGAUACAAAGUAAGAAUGAUGAGACAAAACAAGAGGAGCAACAAACAGAGGAAACAGACAAUGCAGUAAUGAAACCAGAGGAGAAAACUGGACCAGAGUGUGAACCUCAGUCAAACCAAGAAACAAGCAGUGGAUUCAAGCAGUUUUUUUCAGAGUAUAAGAACAUUUUUUGUAUAGCCAUUUCAAUUGGUGUUGUCAUCGGUGCUAUUGUUGUUGGUGCUGCUGGUGCAGUUGUUGUUGGUGCUGCUGGUGCAGUUGCUGGUGGUGCUGCUGGUGCUGCUGGUGCAGUUGUUGUUGGUGCUGCUGGUGCAGUUGUUGGUGGUGCUGCUGGUGCAGUUGUUGGUGGUGCUGCUGGUGCAGUUGGUGGUGGUGUUGUUGGUGGUGUUGUUGGUGGUGCUGCUGCUGGUCUUUAUAAACUUUUUUGUAAAGAUCAAUUUAAAGUUAAAAAAAAUUGA
Molecule: messenger RNA, 3000 nt
Organism: Sinocyclocheilus grahami
Lineage: Eukaryota; Metazoa; Chordata; Actinopteri; Cypriniformes; Cyprinidae
Exons: 6
Coding region: 64-3000 (978 amino acids)
Molecular function (GO): GTP binding
Source: RefSeq, a predicted model, not a curated record